This is a messenger RNA of Ceratosolen solmsi marchali, 1456 nucleotides long. RefSeq names its product ETS homologous factor. Lineage: Eukaryota; Metazoa; Arthropoda; Insecta; Hymenoptera; Agaonidae. Gene Ontology annotation, cellular component: nucleus. Gene Ontology annotation, molecular function: sequence-specific DNA binding; DNA-binding transcription factor activity, RNA polymerase II-specific. Bases 118 to 1083 code for a protein of 321 amino acids. Gene Ontology annotation, biological process: cell differentiation; regulation of transcription by RNA polymerase II. The transcript has 6 exons. The record is from RefSeq and is a predicted model, not a curated record.
UUGAUUCGGCAGUUUACGGUGCGCUCGGCUAUGAAGCGGUCCGCGGCCGCCCACGGAUGACCGGAGAACCGAGUCGGGCAACCAAGGACGCAGGCCAGGACGGCAGUGCACAUCACCAUGAAUCCCUUCUCGGACUACGAGAAGACGGACAUCUCGAGUGUGGUAUUCAACCAAGACUACUUCAGAACUUUUGAAGAAAAUGAAGAUCACCUAUUAUUGGAUAUGGAUUCACUCGUUCAAAGAAAGGAUGAGGAUCUCCUGAUGUCCCGAAUUUACGAUUCAUCGAUGAAAAAAUGUUCCCUCGGUGAAGACGCGGAGGAAGUGGACGGGACGGGUUGGUCGUCAAAGCCGAUCGAGGACUGGUGCCAGGAAGAGACGAUAAAUUGGCUAAUGACGGCAGCCUCGUGUCUUGGGCAAUCCUACGGCUCGAUCCAGCAGGGUCUCGCUCUACCCGGUAAGGACCUAGCGGCCCUCGGCCGCCACGACUUUGUUGCCCGGGAUCCCGUGUACGGUGAGCGGCUGUAUAAUCUCCUCCACACCCAGGCGGUUUCUAGCCAGUGUAAGAGCGCGAGCCUCGACUACUUCACACCGCGACAUGGCGAGCAGAGUCACACGGAUGAACGCGGGGCCGAAAACUUCCAGAGUCUUUGCAAUGAGGACGAGCCUCAAGCCAUUGGUUCCAACAACGCAUCUGAUGCGGAAUCAGAUAAUAGUAUAGAGAUAUCGACCAAACGUCCACCUGGCAGACCAAGGCUUUUGAAAACCAAAAAAAAUUCUACGAGUCAGGGAAAACUUUGGGAAUUCAUAAGAGAUUUACUACGUAAUAGAAAAACCUGUCCAAGUCUCAUAUGUUGGGAAGAUUAUUCGCAAGCGAAAUUUCGAUUUGUUCGGAGUGAUGAAGUAGCGAAGCUUUGGGGUUCACGUAAGGGCAACACAAAGAUGACUUACGAAAAGCUCAGUCGUGCUAUGAGGUACUAUUACAAAAGAAAAAUUUUCCUUCCAGUUCUUGGGCGUAGAUUAGUAUACCAAUUUGGACCAAACGCUACUGGUUGGCAAACCGACAAUCCAAAUUUUCGAUUUUGAACAUUGUAAUAGUGAAGCAUGUGCCAAAUAAAGUUUCUUGUGCCAGAGUCAAUUCAUGAUGGAUUGUGAAAAUUUUAUGUCGCAACUACUUCACACGCGAUUUCCAGAUAUAAACGAAGUUUAAAAGUAUAAAUCUUCAAGAAGACUGAAUCUUUGUGUUAAAAGUUUUUCUCUAGUUUUCUCUCUCUCUCUCUCUCUCUCUCUCUCUCUCUCUUCCUUUUUCUGUUAUCUAAUAAAACUAAACUAUGAAAAGAGAAAUUAACUGCACCGAGAAAAAGAAUAAAACAGUUUUGAGUAUCAUUGACAUUCUAUGUUAUUCAGCAUAGUAUACUUAAAAGCAAAGAAUAAAAAAGUGGACCAGUGUUGUUAACUU